AUGGGGGUUUCUUUAAGCUAUCCUACAAAAUGGGCUUACGUGAGUACACUAGUGAUUGUCCUUGUUGAUGGCUCUUGUAAUACAAUGACGAUAAGGGCAGAAACUGAUGCAAUCAGUAACCAUUCUAGCAAACUCGACAAAUCUGGUACUUCUAUGUGUGCAAGCAAGUGCAACGCAAGGUGCUCGAAAGCAGGAGUAAAAGAUCGGUGUUUGAAGUAUUGCAACAUAUGUUGUAUGAAAUGCAAGUGUGUUCCUUCUGGCACGUACGGUAACAAGCAUGAGUGUCCUUGCUACAGAGACAUGAAGAACAACAAGAACAAGCCCAAGUGCCCUUGAAUUCGAUGGGAGUCACUCAGUACGUGUCCUUAUUAUGGUUACGAGCCGAGGCUAUAAUUGUGUUCAUGCUUUAACUAGUUGUGUGAUGAGUUAUAUGUCUAUGUGAUGAGUUGUGGCUAAGUUGUUUUGGUCACUGAGUAAGAUUGUAAUUAUGUAUUCAUAUAUGUUUACUACCAGUAUGACACUACUAGUUCUGUAUGUCUAUGACAUAAUUUUGUUGCCAUUGUAUUGUUUGGAAAUUACCAAAGAUUAUCUUAAGAAAAAAAUAAUUAUUUAUAUAAUUGGUUUGUGUAAUAUAAAGUUAUUAGACAUUUACAUCUACUAGUGAGCUAAGGAGUCAAGUAAUUGCUUAUUUACUCUUAAUUCUUGCUCAUAAGAAAAAAAUAAAUAAAAAAGACACUCUUAACUGUUCUGAACUACACCGUGUAGCUAGUUAUAAUUUAUUUUUAUUUAAAAAAAAAAAAAAAAAAA
Chenopodium quinoa (quinoa) is the source of this 807-nucleotide messenger RNA. Its product is annotated as peamaclein-like. The coding region runs from base 1 to 336 and encodes 111 amino acids. Lineage: Eukaryota; Viridiplantae; Streptophyta; Magnoliopsida; Caryophyllales; Amaranthaceae. The transcript is spliced from 3 exons. The record is from RefSeq and is a predicted model, not a curated record.